This is a messenger RNA of Paramuricea clavata, 159 nucleotides long. The record is from the annotation of a GenBank genome assembly. Lineage: Eukaryota; Metazoa; Cnidaria; Anthozoa; Malacalcyonacea; Plexauridae.
AUGGCAACAGAAAUAAAAAAUUUGGAAGCUAUCUUUGAUCGAAAAUUGAAGCCUUUAUUCUCGAAAUUCGACGAUUUAAAUACUAAAGUUGAUGAAGCUAUGUGUUCGUUAUCGUUUCUAAGUGCAAAAUAUGAUGAGCUAAAUGAUAAAGCUAUAAAU